Messenger RNA from Diabrotica virgifera virgifera (western corn rootworm), 4057 nucleotides. RefSeq names its product transcription termination factor 2-like. The transcript has 7 exons. The record is from RefSeq and is a predicted model, not a curated record. Gene Ontology annotation, molecular function: ATP-dependent chromatin remodeler activity; ATP binding. The coding region runs from base 125 to 3538 and encodes 1137 amino acids. Lineage: Eukaryota; Metazoa; Arthropoda; Insecta; Coleoptera; Chrysomelidae.
AAUGUCAACGAAAUAAAUUUAAAAUACGCCAACGGUAACGGUUUUUAUUUUUUUUAUAAAUGUGCCCAGUUUUUGUGUAUGUGUAUGUACAUUUAUUGACAUUUAUUUUGUAAAAAGGUGUUACAUGUGGCCACAAAAUUCUUUUGCAAAAAUGAAUGGAAUCAGUUCAGACUCUGAAGAAGAAUCAUUUAGAGGGACUAACAAAAAUAGUUUAAUCAGUUCUGAUUCAGAAGAAGAAAUGUUUGUAGGGACCAAGAAAAAUAUCCUAAUCAGUUCAGAUUCUGAAGAAGAAUCAUUUAGAUUUAGAGGGUCUAAGAAAAAUAAUGUAAUCGAUUCUGAUUCAGAAGAAGAAUCAUUUAGAAGGACUAAGAAAAAUAAUGUAAUUGGUUCUGAUUCAGAAGAAGAAAUAUCUAGAGAGACUGAGAAGAAUAAUGUUAUAAUUCCUGACUCUGAUGAAGAAAUAUCUAAAGAGAUUGAGAAGAAUAAUUUAAUUAUUUCUGAUUCCGAAGAGGAAACAUUUAGAGAAACCGAGGAGAAUAUGUCCUUACCUGGAAUAGUUACCAAAAAUCAAACAGCACUUAGUUCUGAUUCUGAAAUAAAUACUUGCGAAAAAGAUUUAGUAAAUACAUCUAGAUCUGCAAAAAACAGAACACCUAAGAACAUUUUGGGCAAAACUCCAACCAAAAAUAAUUUUACUUCCCCAUAUUUAGACGCUGUUCAUAAUGAAGAAACUGUUAAAGUGCCUACUUUGUUAGAAAUAUUGUCCAUAUCUCAAAAAAUAUCUAGGAGUCCUGACAAAACUAGAAUAUCUCAGGAUUUUAAGAACAGACAGUUACUUUGUAGUACUUUUAUUGAUGUACCAAUGUUCUGUAAUACACCCACCAAUAAGGAAACUGGGAAAAGAUUGCUGAACAGGUCAAUUGAUACUCCAAGGAUUUUGAAACAAGAUAGAAAGGAAGCGGUCGAACCUAGUUACAGAACCCCAAAGUUCAAAGAUGCAUGCACUUCUAGAGAAGUAACUCAAAUAAUUUUGUCAAGUUCGGACGAAGAGAGUGUUGGUGUUAUUGGAGGUAGCGACGACGAAUUACUUCCCAAAAUGAAACCAAAAGUAACGCAAAUAAUAUUGUCAAGUUCUGAACACGACAGUGAUGAUAUUAUUGAAGGUAGCGACGAUGAAUCAGUUCCCAAAACAAAAAUGAAACAACCCACGUUAUUGGAGAUGUUUAAAAAAGAACCAAAAUUAGAACAAAAAAUAGAACUAAAAACAGAACCAAAAAUAGAAGUUUUGAGUUCAGAAUUUUUUGAGGUUUCCCCUCGACAGUAUCAAGAACAAAGAAACAUGGUAAGGAGACUACGACAAGACCUUGAACAAGCUGAGCAACUUAUGGAGGCUCUUAAUAUGGAACAUUUACCGGAUAAGGGUCAGUCUUUAAAGGAUAGAUAUCGGACUUUAAAAAGAAAACUAAAAGAAGAAGGUGACACGCUCUCUAAAAUGAAGAUUCCUCAAGAAGAUGAAAAAGAUGAAGUGCAAAUAACAAAUAUCUUUGUGCCACCCAAAACUCUUUCCUGGAAUGAUAUCGAAAAAGGUACUGGAAAGGUUCAACCAAACACAUUCGGUAAACAAGCCAUGUCAACGUAUAAUGCUCAGAAAGCGCUAACAGUCGAUAGAUUACAACAACUGCAUGGAUCGUUAAAAACGUGUCCCAAGGAAGAUGACCAUGCAGAUCCCCCUAGAGGAUUGACUGUAGAUCUUAUGCCUCAUCAACGCCGUGCACUUUCUUGGCUAAUGUGGCGAGAAAACCAAAAGCCAUCAGGAGGCAUAUUAGCUGAUGACAUGGGCCUGGGAAAGACUCUUACCAUGAUUUCCCUAAUGUUAAAGUGCAACGAGCUUGAAAAACCUGACUUCGACGAAGAAAAUGAAGAAGAGGGGGUAGAAGCUAAAAAAUAUAAUGGGGGCACUUUAAUUGUAUGCCCUGCUAGUCUCUUAAACCAAUGGUCCAGGGAAUUGGAAGUAAGAACAACAAGAGGCUUAGCAUCUUGUGAAAUUUACCAUGGCCCUAGACGGGAAAAGAAAGCAAAAAGAUUAGCAAAAUACGAUAUGGUUGUUACCACUUACAGCAUCAUCAAGAACGAAUGCAGAAAAAACGGUGCCGUGUUCCAAGUCAAAUGGAGACGUAUUGUUAUAGACGAAGCUCACCAAAUUAGGAAUCACAAAUCGCAGACAUCUGAUGCGUGUUGUAGAUUGUCGGCAAAAUCCAGGUGGGCGUUGACAGGAACACCCGUUCAAAAUAAAGAAUUGGACAUGUUUGCUCUGUUAAAGUUCUUAAGGUGCACACCUUUCGAUGAGUUACCUGUUUGGAAGAGAUGGGUAGGAGAUAAGAGUACGGGAGGUACAGAACGCUUACACACGGUCAUUUCUUCGCUUAUGUUAAGAAGAACAAAACCAGAAUUAAUUGAAAAGGGUCUAUUAAAUGCUAUGCCCGAAAGAAAGUGGGAACUUAUCUCAGUUGACUUAACCAAAAGGGAGAGGGAUGUGUAUAGCAAAAUCCUGAUAUUUUCCCGUACCUUAUUCGCUCAAUUUCUACAUCAAAGAGCAGAAAAGAAUCAAGAUGCAAGAGAUUACCAAUUGGACACCUUAGAAGGUCCAAAUGGGGCCAAUAAAGAAUACUUUCUAAUGAGAGAGAAGUUGUUAAGACUCAAUAAACUUAAAGAUAUUAAACAGCACGAGAUUCUUGUGCUAUUGCUCCGGUUGAGACAGAUUUGUAAUCAUCCGUCUCUUAUAACUGGAAUGCUCGAGGAAGGGCUAGAGCUAGCAGGCGAUGAAGAGAAUGCACAUGAUAGAGAAGGAGCUCUAGACCUUCUGGACCAACUUAACAAGUUAAACAUCAAUGAUACAGAAGAGCCUGGUACAUCUGAAGUAGCUGACGGUCUUAGCGAAGAAGCCACUUCACUAAAACAGGUCGUACAUAAUGUAUUAUCUCCUUCAGACCCAGUAUUCUCGAAAACACGGAGCAGUAGUAAGAUAGACGCAGUAAUCAAACUUUUAAACGAAAAAGUUCUCGAAAAUGAUGACAAAGCCGUCAUUGUCUCACAGUGGCCCUCGUUUUUGAAUCUCAUAGCAUACCAUCUCAAGAAACUCAAUAUUAAAUAUGACCAGUUAGAUGGAAGCGUUCCUGUUAUCAAAAGAAUGGAUAUGGUUAACAAACUCAACAAUCCGAAGGACGACUUGCGUGUAAUGCUACUAUCGCUAACAGCUGGAGGUGUAGGUUUGAACUUAGUCGGAGCCAACCACUUGAUCUUACUUGAUCUGCAUUGGAACCCACAAUUAGAAAAUCAAGCUCAGGAUAGGAUAUACAGAGUAGGCCAACAAAAACCGGUAUUCGUCUAUAAAUUUAUGGCGGAAGACACUAUAGAAAAGAGAAUUUUAGAUUUGCAAGAAAAAAAAUUAGGAAUUGCAAACGCAAUGUUGACAGGCACAGUGCAGGCAGCUAAGAAUAAGUUGUCUAUAGAUGAUUUGAAGCUGUUGUUUGAAAUGUAAUUCAUUCAUUUUGUAUGCCACAAUGUUUUAUGUUUUUUAUUUGUGUUAUAUUUAUUUGUGAUUUUUUUUGACUAUGGACUUAAGAGCGUAGACGCAAAAUUUCGAACCAAUGCUUUCUAAAUGCAUUAAUUUUUUUAAAUUUUGAAAAAAGUGAUAAAUAUUUUUGAAAAAUUUAAACGCAGAAUGAAAGAUUACAUUAUUACCCAGGGCCAAAAGUUCCUUAGAAUAAACAGAAAGUUUCUUUUAAAUGAGUUAUUUAAAAUUAAAAAUCACAUUAAAUUUUUUCUUUUUUUUUUACCCCUGUAACUUAUUAAAAUAAACAUUAUAGAGGUUCGCAGGGACUUUCGGCCUUCGGUAAUAAUGUAAUCUUUCAUUAUGCGUUUAACUUUUUCAAAAAUACUAAUUAGUUAUCUCAUGAAUUCUCAGUACUAAUUUAUGCGAAUUUUUGCGCCUACGCUCUUAAUCCAUUAGUCGAACUGAUAUAUUUUUAUUUUUAUACAGUUUUAUAUAUAUGACUAU